This is a messenger RNA of Argiope bruennichi, 764 nucleotides long. It is a transcript of the gene ND-SGDH, whose product is annotated as NADH dehydrogenase [ubiquinone] 1 beta subcomplex subunit 5, mitochondrial-like. Lineage: Eukaryota; Metazoa; Arthropoda; Arachnida; Araneae; Araneidae. The transcript is spliced from 4 exons. The record is from RefSeq and is a predicted model, not a curated record. Bases 80 to 646 code for a protein of 188 amino acids.
CGUUUUGUUUAUUUGUAUUUGCGUUUUUUUCGUCAUUCGUCCUGAAUGUGUGCGGUCUGAAAGUUAGAAAAUAAAAACAAUGACCGUCUUAAGUACUUUGUGCAAUUUUAGUAGAAUAUCGAGUAUUGCUGUUAGAAAAGCUUUCCUCAACAAUAAGCGCAAUGAAAUUAUUCAAGCUAUUCGUAAAAUGUCCGGUGGGCAUGGUGACCGCACAAUGCAUAUAACUACAAGUAGAUUUCAAUAUACCAAGUUUAAAGACGACUUGCAUUUUUAUAUAACUUUGGGAGCUGUACCACUAAUUCUUCUUAUUCUUUAUGUCAAUAUUUUCAUUGGCCCAGCAACUCUGUCAGAAAUCCCAGAGGGUUAUGAACCCAAACAUUGGGAAUACUAUAAGCAUCCAAUUUCAAGAUUUAUAGCAAGAUACUUUAAUGAAGAUCCACAGAUUGAGCAUGAAAAAGUCCUUCAUAUGUUGUGGGAAGAGCAAGAAACUGGCAAAUGGAGUGAAACCAUUAGGAAAGUUAAUACACUUAUGGCUGAAAGAGAUGAUUAUAAAGCUUGGUAUUAUGUACCAUCUCAACAAGGAAGACAUAUCCGUAAGGCUAGAGAAGAAACCGAUAAAUUAUAUGAGAUUAAAGGUUAUCGAUAAAUUUCAUAUAAAAAUAAAUUUGUUUAGUAUGUUUAUCCUUAAUGUUGACUGCAAGGUGAUGUGCAGUAAAUGACAAUUUGUAGAUUAUCUUGAAUAAACUUAGUUUGUUAAAAACAGA